Messenger RNA from Scomber japonicus (chub mackerel), 1746 nucleotides. RefSeq names its product abhydrolase domain containing 17A, depalmitoylase b (gene abhd17ab). Gene Ontology annotation, cellular component: plasma membrane; endosome membrane. Gene Ontology annotation, molecular function: palmitoyl-(protein) hydrolase activity. The transcript has 4 exons. Bases 63 to 1028 code for a protein of 321 amino acids. Lineage: Eukaryota; Metazoa; Chordata; Actinopteri; Scombriformes; Scombridae. The record is from RefSeq and is a predicted model, not a curated record. Gene Ontology annotation, biological process: protein depalmitoylation.
ACUGGGAUGAUGUAGUUUCAUUAGCACACUAAUCCUCUUGUCCUCCUUGUGCACAAUAAAGGAUGAAUGGCCUCUCUCUCAGUGAGCUCUGCUGCCUCUUCUGCUGCCCACCCUGCCCCAGCCGCAUUGCAGCCAAACUCGCCUUCCUGCCCCCUGAGCCCACAUACACCUUUCUCCCAGACCCAGAGGCAGGCCCCAAUGCUCCAGGGGGAACAGGGACAUCCAGCCUGCGGGUGCGUAGUGGUGCUUCAGUGGCUGGAGGUGCAGGGGCUGGGGCUGUAGAGGGAAGAUGGAAGCUCCACCUGACAGAGCGAGCAGAGUUUCAGUACUCCCAGAGAGAACUGGACACAACUGAGGUGUUUCUCACUCGCUCCAGCCGAGGGAACAGGGUCGGCUGCAUGUAUAUUCGCUGUGUUCCUAGUGCCAGGUUUACAGUGCUUUUCUCCCAUGGUAAUGCGGUGGACCUGGGCCAGAUGAGCAGUUUCUACAUCGGUCUCGGCACCCGCAUCAACUGCAACAUCUUUUCCUAUGACUACUCAGGAUACGGCGUCAGCACUGGCAAGCCCACUGAGAAGAACCUCUAUGCAGACAUAGAUGCUGCUUGGCACGCCCUGCGCACACGGUAUGGCAUCAGCCCAGAGAAUAUCAUCCUGUAUGGACAGAGCAUUGGUACAGUUCCCACUGUAGACCUGGCAUCACGGUAUGAGUGUGCUGCAGUGGUCCUUCACUCACCUCUAACGUCAGGCAUGAGAGUGGCCUUUCCUGACACAAAGAAAACCUACUGCUUCGACGCUUUCCCCAACAUUGAGAAAGUGUCCAAAAUCACAUCUCCGGUGCUCAUCAUUCAUGGGACAGAGGACGAGGUGAUCGACUUCUCACACGGCCUUGCUCUGUUCGAGCGCUGCCCCAAAGCCGUGGAGCCUCUCUGGGUGGAAGGUGCGGGACACAACGACAUUGAAUUGUACAGCCAGUAUCUGGAGCGCCUGCGCCGUUUCAUUGGACAGGAGUUGGCAGUACAGCACGCCUGACCCUCCCAUUUUACAACUACCACCGGCAUCAACGUCAUUAUUACCAAGCCUCAACUCUCUGUGUCCAAAUUGGAAACAUCUCCAAGAUUAAUUUUUACCCUUCCCCAACCUACCACUGCACUGUAUUUGCUCUAAGGUUUUCAAGGGGGGGUGCGCAGUAUGCCUUGAAUGGACCCAGAGGAAAAUGGAUGAACAUUCAUGAACAUCAGAUGUGCGUGAGUGUGAAAGACUUUGUCACUCACUACAUUCAGACUGUUUAAACAGCAAAUAUAUUCCUUAACUGUGCAAUAAUAAGGACAAUGACUACAGGAAAAGGACAUCUGUUGAAAUUGAAUGAAAAGAAGAUUGAACAGAACAACAAACUUCUACUUAUACUACUUAUGUAGGUUGAUAACAGUGAGGUUCAGACAGCAAGUUUCACUCGAUUUUUCCACCCUAACCGUGUGUUUCACUUCAUUCCUGCUGUUAAUCCAUGAUAAAUGGAUAAGGAUGUUGAUGUUGGGGAAUAUUUUGGUUUUCUAAUAACCUUUUAAAACAAAAAAGCAACCAAGUUCUCUGCAUUGAGUCACCAGUUUUUAUUAGAUACACUUGUACAAUCUAAUGCAACCCAGUACUAAAAUGCAGUUUUAUGAAGCUUAUAAAGUUCAAUAAAUCAACUAUAUGAUAAUUUUCUAGUAAGUGGUAGUUGUGUAUUGGACUGCAUUAUAUUGAGAAUGGU